UUGCGUCGCGCAGUCCGAUUCCCGACCAAGACGUCCCCUUCCUAUCCGCAACACAUCGCGCCAGGAUUAUAACCACCCCAUCAUAAUCACGAACCAUCGCAGCCUACCAUGUCGUACUUCUUUGCAACGCCGGUCGAUAUCGACAUCGUCCUCGACGAUGCCGACGAGCGAUCCAUGGUGGAUGUCAAGCUAGACAAGAACCGGCGCGAGAAGGCUCCGCUGUAUAUGGACGGCGAGUCGGUCAAGGGCGCCGUGACGGUGCGACCCAAGGACGGCAAGAGGCUGGAGCAUACGGGCAUCAAGGUCCAGUUCAUCGGCACAAUAGAGAUGUUUUUCGACCGCGGGAACCACUACGAGUUCCUGUCGCUGGUACAGGAGCUCGCGGCCCCGGGCGAGCUGCAGCACCCCCAGACCUUCGACUUCAACUUCAAGAACGUCGAGAAGCAAUACGAGUCGUACAACGGCAUCAACGUCAAGCUGCGCUACUUUGUGCGCGUUACCGUCUCGCGCCGCAUGGCCGACGUCAUUCGCGAGAAAGACAUCUGGGUUUACAGCUACCGUAUCCCGCCCGAGAUGAACAGCAGCAUCAAGAUGGACGUCGGCAUCGAGGACUGUCUGCACAUCGAGUUCGAGUAUAGCAAGAGCAAGUACCACCUGAAGGAUGUCAUCGUGGGCCGCAUCUACUUUUUGCUUGUACGGCUCAAGAUCAAGCACAUGGAGCUCAGCAUCAUUCGCCGCGAAACAACGGGUGUUGCGCCGAACCAGUACAAUGAGAGCGAGACCUUGGUGCGGUUUGAGAUCAUGGAUGGCUCGCCAUCAAGAGGCGAAACCAUCCCCAUCCGACUGUUCCUAGGCGGGUUCGAUCUGACACCCACCUUCCGUGACGUCAACAAGAAGUUUUCCACAAGAUACUACCUCAGUCUGGUCCUCAUAGAUGAAGAUGCCCGGCGGUACUUCAAACAGUCAGAGAUCAUCCUCUACCGACAAGCUCCCGAAAUUGCGGCUGCUGCGGCCGCUGCUCCUCCCGGUCAAAACGCUCUACCAGCGCCGCCUCCCAACGAUAACCGGCUUGCUGGGAUACCUGCUGCUUAAAUGAUCUCGAUGAACCUCCUCCAGGUGGAGCGAGCGAGCGAAAAGCAAGCUGAAUGAAUGACCAGAGUGUGGCUGAGAUGUAAGGCCAAUGAUGAUAUAAUAAUGAUUUUUUGGGGAGGAUGGUAUGACGGGAGGAUGAACGGACCGAACAGACAAGAAAUGUUGAAUUGGUAAAAAG
This is a messenger RNA of Neurospora tetraspora, 1270 nucleotides long. Its product is annotated as vacuolar protein sorting-associated protein 26. Lineage: Eukaryota; Fungi; Ascomycota; Sordariomycetes; Sordariales; Sordariaceae. Gene Ontology annotation, cellular component: endosome; retromer complex. The coding region runs from base 109 to 1092 and encodes 327 amino acids. Gene Ontology annotation, biological process: retrograde transport, endosome to Golgi; intracellular protein transport. The record is from RefSeq and is a predicted model, not a curated record. The transcript is spliced from 3 exons.